AUGAAAGGUAGUAGUGGAAAUGAGAAACUGAGCGGCAAAGGAAAAGCGACGCCAACACCUGUCGGGCGGCUGACCAAAUAUAGUGGAAAACUGUUGAAAUACAACGCUGCACUGUUGCCGUCAACAAGCGGUGGCUGCAUGAGGUCGUCAUUCGAUACGGAGGGAGAAGUAGCAAAAGUGGCGGCGGUCCUCAACCUCUAUUGGACUUCGUUCGGACUCUCCUGAAAUAUUAACAGCCGUAGUAGGAGGGAGAAUUUCGAAUUGCUCUCAACCCCUCUCAUGCACAUAAUAAAUUACUGGGAGCUCGCAAUAGCGCUUCUUUCACCCAACUUACUACUUGUCCAACACUGGACCUUGUUUCAAACAGACAGGUCACCUCGUUCUCGGUUCAUUUCACCCGAUUUGACAGUAUCCAUCACGUCUGCUCGGCGAGUAAAUUAGCACGUUUGCUAAUGGACGGCGUCAUAUUGUAAGAGGUGUGCACUCCCGAUACAUUUUUGAAGUCUUUCUAUUUGUAAGGGAACACAUUCAAAAAGCAAAAAUAAACGAACCAAAACAAAAAAUUAUUGAUUGGGACUUAGAAAAUAUUCUUUUAACAGUUCACUAACGGACUACUCCCACAGGCGAAUCGAGAGGGUACCACAAUGGGUCCACAAAGAUACCUCUCGAAAUGGAUCGUGAAAAUCCCAUAAUAUGUCCAUCGUGAGGGCUUCAGCAUACUUUUUAGCUCUAUCUGAGCCAUAUCGGAGGUCUUUGAGAGUAUCUCUCAAGUCUAUUUCAUUUUGCUCAGAGGUCGUGGUACCAUCGAUAGACUUCAGACCCUGCAUUAUACCUCAGAGGGUAUCGCGAUACCUUUUCUCGAUUCGCCGAUGCCCUGAUAUUUUCACUUUAUUUCAAAAAGGAAGAAGCUAAAAACCGGACAAAGAGGAUGAAAUUCGAGAGUAAGCGAAAGAGAUCGAGCUCUCAUUUCCGUCUUUGUUAUUGUACUUUUUCUACUUACGUUCUUUUGUUUGGAUCACCGAAUACAAUUUUUGAUAAAAACUAUUCGCAAAUUUGCGAAUAGUUUUUAUUUUACGAACAGUUUUUAAAACUUUCAAAAAAUUUUUUUUGCAAAAGCAAUGAUUUUUGCUUUUUUUUACGGUCCUCAAGUUUUGCGGACUUGAGAUUUUCGUCGAACCAUCAUUUUUACGGUGAGUUUUACGCGCGAAUUUGAAAUUUGCACCUUUCCGGAAUACCAAUUAUAUUUCCCGAAAUCAUUUCAAACGAAUAACGUGUCUACUUUGAAAUCGCCUUGAAAUCACUUUGAACACGUGUACACGGCCGUGUACGGCAUGAGAUAUCGGAAUUUUCAAUUUUCGAGUUACUGUCAUUGUCUGGGCUGCAGUCAGAUAAACACUUCCCGUUAAAAUGCAUACGCCGCGUUGGUGCCGCGAUUUACGAGCAAAAUUUUAUGCCGUGUUCAAAGAAAUUUUCGAAAAAUGCAAAACUAUCUCUCACUUUUCAAAAUUGAGUUAUAUUUCUUUUGACGGCUAUAUUGAAUUUUGCGAAAUCACUUUGAACACGGCAUUAAUUUUAAAAAAUUUCCCUCCUCGUCUGUUCAAACGGCUUUUACUGGGUGCUGAAAAAUAGGGAAGUAAUACAUCAAGUUUUUGAGGUGGAGAGCUGGUCUUGUUGUUGUUUUAGGACACAUAUCCUCUCAUGAUUUUGAACAGUUCAUGAAAAAUGAUCUAGGUAUUAUCCACCAAUGAAGACCCUUCUCGUCGGUUUUGUCUUGAUUUUGUCCGUCUCUGCUCUACGUUUUUACGUUCCUGCUAAAGAAAAGAAAUGUUUGAAAGAAGAAAUUCACAAGGUUUUUUUGUUUUUUUUUUUCUAAUGUAUUUUUUUUUAAAGAACGUCGUCGUAUCGGGAGAGUAUGAAUUCAGUGAGGGCAUCGGCUAUACGGGCAGUGUCCACGUAAGUUAUUUUGUUUUUUUUAAUGUGUUAUGUUUAACUGUUGAAAGAUUUCUUGAUAUUUAGAAAGGGAAUAUUUCAUCAGUCAUCAAAUUAGUUGCUGAUAGACUUCAUUUUCAGGUUACUGAUACACGAGGACAUACUUUGUACAAGCGUGAGCGUUUCCAAGAUUUGAAAGGAAAGUUCGCCUUUACGGCUGACGAAUACGACAUUUUCGAAAUCUGCAUCUCUAACGAUCCUCCAGCCGGUUUUUUUCUUUUUUUUUCACAAAUAAUGACGUAAGAAUUAGGUCAACUUGGAGAGAAACGGGAAGUUUCUCUAAUCAUGAAACAUGGAGUUGAAGCGAAGAACUACGAAGAUGUCGCCAAGGCAGAGAAGUUGAAACCACUCGAGGUUUUCGUUUUUCUUAUCAAGUUACUGGCAAAAUCCUACAGUAAUUUUUAGAAUACGUAAUUAAUUCCCGUGAAUUUUUCGAUUUGAAAAAUUAUGUUUGAGGUGGAACUUCGCCGUCUCGAGGAUCUUGCCGACGCAAUUGUCAAAGAUUUUUUUCGUUCAUGCGGCAGCGUGAAGAGGAAAUGAGAACCACGAAUGGUCGGUUCAUAUUUUUCAUGCCCCGGGUGUGGUUUAAUGAUCUUGGUAGAAUUUUUCAUAUUAUGCUUUGUAUACGUUUAAUAGUGCGAAGAAAAGCAGAAGCCAGUUCCAGCAUGGUUUUUUUGUGUAUUUUCUGGAGGCAGUUUGAGAAUGUGACACGAAUCGUCUUCUUGGUUUCUUCAGGAAAUUGAGUCGUUCUGAAAGUUUUUGCUUUUUAAAAUCUACAAUGCACUGAUAAUUCUCUAGUUUUUUUGAAUAAAAAAAGAGAAAUAAAAUUUCAUUUUUAAAAAGGUGGAAAGCAUAAUGUAUAGAAUAUGAUUUGAACCAUAAGAAGUUUACUUUUUCGAAAGUUCAUUUUUUUAAAAAUUUAGAGUUUUGAGUAGAACUAGAAAGGCAUUCUAUAAAUUAUUUCACAUUUUGUAUUGGUUUGAAGUUAUUCGAUAAUUAUUCCAGUUUCUCAAUUCGGCACUCAAAGUAAAUACUUAUUCAUCCAAACAAAAGGACAAAAAGAUAAGAUAAUUUAGAGUAUUGUGAAAUUAGAACCAACUUUUUAUUAUAAUGAUGAGAAAAAUGAAUAAACCGAACUAGAAACGUUUUUUCAGUUUCAUUCAGUGACAAAUCAUGAAAUCAAGGAGACCUAAGAAGAAGAAAAAAUGUACAGGCUUGAAUUUUCUCUAGAAUAUCCGCGGAUCCUAAAAACUUCAUUCAAUCAAGAUUACCUUUUUAACUGCAGAAUCGACAAACAACCGCGUUUUGUACCUCUCCAUUUUCUCGAUGCUCUGUCUUCUUGGCUUGGCUGCGUGGCAAGUUAUAUUCCUUCGCAGUUAUUUCAAGUCGAAGAAACUUAUUGACUGAAAUUCUUCUUUCAUUCUUUCUCGUACUCAGAUUUGUGUUUUCUUUCCCACAUUUGUCUGCUGUACGGCUUUUUUGCGCUUAAAGCCCAAUAAUACUCGUUGAUGAGAAUACGGAUCUUACUUUUCAUUAAUUAUCAGCGAAGCCAAUUCUUGCUGGCGGUAGAUUUUUUUUCUGGUGUUGAUCCUUGAUAAAAGUUUUUGAUUUUAAUUUUGGAUUUCGGACCUUUUUUUCGUUUUUAUGUCUCCAUUCUAUGUGUAUGAGAUGGAAUAGGGUAUUUUUUCGUCGUUGAACUUUUUUCUUUCUUAAUUUAUUAAUUUUUUUGUCUUCUGAUUUCCACGUAAUAAACCUUGAAUACGUGCUGGAGAGAACGCGAGGGCUCGCGGCGGCGAAAGCACACAAAUCGAUCGAUAUUUGUCUCCCUCCGUUGAACCUGCUUCAUGCAGUUAUUUUCCCGGCGCCGAUGCGGUGAUAUGAGAGGGAAUCCUCUUGAAUGCGUCGUUUGCAAUAAAGUUAGUUUUAUUUUUGAAAUACUAAUAGUCUGUGAAAAAUAUGUUAGAUAUUUUACACUUAAAAAAAUUUCAUUUAUUCUAUUCUUUUGAAAAAUUUUUUUGAGUUUUUUUCAUAACUUUUUUUGAAAGACCUCAUAAAUAAAACCUUCGAUUGGAAUCAUCAGAGGUUUCCCAACUUGAUAUAUAUGAAAAAUCGAAGGUUUCAGGAGAUUUUUUACGAGAUGCGCGAUAUUGAAAUAGAAAUGUAAAAUAGCUUGCUGAAGAAAAUAAUCUUCUUAAAAAAAGUCAAGAAGCUGUGACUUUUUAUCGGAUUUUUCUAGUUUCCAGGAAGGGUUUUAUAGCCGCUCAGGACGCAAAAAGGCGUGGCCUUUCUGCGCUCUACACCAACCAGACACUGUUUCAUUUCUUUUCAUCUCAAGACUUUUUCGAUGGCACAAGCAAGCUACGAAUCAGCUUUAGCUGCUGACAUAAAAUAUCAAAAUGUUCCGUUGUUUAUAGGUAAUCGAUUAUAUAAUUUGGUUCUCAAUUAGUCACGCGCGUUUCUUAUAUUCAUAUUUCUGGACAGGAGCUCUUUGAGCCGGUGCUACUGGGAUGCCAGCACACGGUCUGCCAAAGAUGUUCAGCGGCUGGCUGCACGACUUGUGCGGAGGUCUUGCGCAGUCCGUCGACGUCGCGCUCUCAGACGCCAGUCCCAGACCGCCUCGCAGCUUUUCUUCUUGAUGUUUCCAAGGAACAUGCCGAUUCUUGUGCCAACUGUGACGAGGUUCGGGUGCCUUUUUAAAAUGAGAAAGCAAAACUGUUUUUUUUUUUACUUAAAAACGAUAUGAUACACGAAAAUAAUUAUUUGAGUUUCUCAAUUGGAUUCAAAAUAGAAGGGCUUACUUUCAAAUAUUUCUCUAUGAUUCAGGUGUCGCAGCCGAUGUUUUUCUGCGAGACGUGCCAGCAAACGCUCUGUCUUUCUUGCCGCAACUCUACCCAUCAAGUGAGGAUUGACGGUUCUUCAUCAGGAAAAAGAUCACCUAGGCCCGUAUGUUCGCGACGCACAAAAUCAUCACCGCCGACGAACGCAACCGAGUUUAUGGAAGCUCUUUGUGCAAGGACCACGGGGAGCCGUACAUCUUGUACUGCUCUGACGUGCGGAAACUCGUCUGCAUCCAGUGUUUCAACGGUAGACCUCUAGAAGAAAGGUAUCUCAACUAGAAAGUGGUCUUUUUAUAGCCACUUGUGCAAAUUUUUUGAGCUUCGCUUUGGCUCUAAGUUUUCUUCAAACGCAAAGACUUGAAACAAGCUGUUCUGUCCGUUCUUUUCUGUCUUGGGAACGCUCUCAUGCUCACUUUCUGCUAUCUAUUGCCAAAAGCGCCGGAGCAGGAAAACGAGCACAGAAACGCAGUUCUGAUCGAAGUCGCGCUGAUUGAAGAUCAAAAAAAAACAUAGAGCUUUUGUAUGUUUUUUCCAAUUAGAACUUUAUGGUUCCAGGCACAGCUUCGUCUCAAUUGAAAGUGGUCACAAAUCAACGAUAGAAAAAAUAGAAAACUGGGCUUCCAAACUUCGUCUUUUUCAAGUUUGUUUGCUCAAUUUCCUAUUCUAAUGAUGAAUGUUUGACAUAUUCAGAGCGAAAAAGAAGAAGAGCUUGAAGUGCGAGAACGAAUGAUUUCGGAGAACUCAACGUCCCACGAAGAAGCGAAAAAUUCGUAAGAGCGAAAAAAGCCAAUUCUAUAGAGAUUAAAUUCAUCAGCAUCUACCAGUUGUGUCAGCAAAUCAACGACACGGUCCUGACGACGCGCGAUCGCCUUGUCCGCGAACUCGAGGUCAGAAGAGAGCUUCUCAACAACGCGUGCAGAGUGCAAAUUGCCGAAAUUGAGUCCGUUCUGGUAAAAGAUCCUCCUUUUCAAGUCGAAUAGUUCCUCAGGAUCCUGUCCGUCUCUGCCUCUUGAUCUCGCAAAUCUUGUGCACCUCUGCAUCGAAAGUCGACGUUCUACAGUUCACUACCGAGCUCUACAGACGCAUUCAUGUCGGUUGAAGAAAAGUAUAGAGAUCCGAUUUCUAUACAGGUCCUGUUAGAUAGAAGCGUUGAAAAGCUCCCCGUAGCAGCGUCGGCAGACACUUUUGAAGUGCGAACAGAGCUCGCAAAGGCGUUAGAGCCUUUCUUGGGUUAGUUAAAGUUGUUUUUUUUGAAGGUAAAGAAAACUGUUUGAGGUCUUUCCGCAGCAUGGUGCCCCUUGUCGGCGGCUAGAGAUGCUUCUCGCGAAGGAAGUGCGUCUUAUAAACGCACAUCUGGGUUGGACUCAAAUAUUCUUUUUAUCUUCUCCUUUUCUUUCAGAUCUCAAUCGAAAGUGACCUUGUCCAAGUUUCAAGCAGCCAUCGACCUCUCUGGGGCUUUUGGGCAGCUUUUCUCCCGAGUAGAUCGUGAGUGUAUGCAGAAAAGCUGUCGGGAAUAAUCCCUGUUGAGAUCCUCUGCGGCAGUUGGUGAUCGAUCUCUCUCUGACUAGCCAGAAAGUGUUAGAAAUACAGAAAGAUCUGACAAGACGACGAUGUCUCAUCAGCGAAGAAGUCGUUCAGGACCUCAUAAAAUCGUUUGUUUGGUUGGAUUUUGAGUUGGAAAGGUUUUUAGGACGAGAAAGAUAGAAACGGACCUCGGACUGCAUUCUGCAGCGUUGGACGACAUGCAGAGCGAAAUGCAGGAGUUGUGGCAGGAACAGCUCGACCGCGUCCGACGACAGCAGAUCAUCUACCGUGAAAAGGUCUUUCCAUCGAUGAAAGGGCUCAGAGAAACAGGUUGCUUUCAGAUCCAAGAAGUGCUGAUGCUGCGAGAGACGGCCCGACAGGUCCUCACCGCAGCCAAGCAACUCGCGCCCUACGUUUCUUGCAUUCUGCAGAUGAACGCGGUCAUCGAUCCGAAGUUUCUUUCGAAUGUCUAAAGUCUUCAUUCUCGAAAGUUUUCAGACGCUGCCAUCCUCCUGAUCCGGCUCCGAUGGAAAGCAUCUGUCUUCAGAUCACAGAAAUUGAACCAAACAGCGAAAACCGGAUUCUCGCCAUCGAAAAGGUUUUUCGAUGAUCUCAUCCGCCAUGAAAUAGCUACUUUCAAGGAGGAGCAAAACAGAAAGGCGAAUCAGGAGGCGAAAAGAAAAGACGCGCUCAUUGGCAUAGACGCUGUGGUCAAAACUCUCAAGCACGGCAAAGCCAGACGAAAAGAGAGUCACAGGUAGAAAGACACAAGGCGGCAAAGACUUGAAGGUAGUUUCAGACUGUUGGUGAACACAGCUCGCGAAAGAAGCCCUGGGGGGACAGAUACCGCGCUGAAGAGCCCCUGUCUCAAGCGAAUGUAGGUUUUUUUGAUUUACAAUGUCGAUGUUUAUGAUCAGAUCUCCUACGGUUCGAGAAGAAACCAAUUCUGAGUUGGAUAUAGAAGAGUUUUGGGACGAAAGUUUCGAUCUUUCCGGUGAGCAGAUGGAGAACGUCGAUUCGGCCUUCAUCGAUCAGGUGUGUAUCCCAGAGAAUCUUUCAUCAUUCUUCAAAGGCGCGAUGUUCUUCUUCGUUCACUUUUUCCUUGGGGUCGUCUCCGACGAGUUCUCUGCCCUCCCUCGACCAGCUUCUGGGAAAAAUACCAUUGGCAAGUCGGGUCACGCCAGAUAUCGGUUAGUUCUAUUAGGUUGUAAUUCAAGUACCUUCCGUUUUUUCACAAAACUUCUUAUUUUGAAUAACUUUGCAGGAUUGGAUCAAUUCAAUCCUGCAAUCGGAAUUAGUCUCUCAGUUUCUGACUGGCUGCGCGUUAUGAUAAUAAUCUGCUAUUUGAAAUGUUAGAGCUGAAAAAAAGUGGGCAACUCGGUUUUGUCCUCUCAGAAAUUGAAUUAUUUUUGGAACUUCAUGAAGGUUUGCAGAACCUGUGUGGAAAAAGACUUCUUCCUAUUCCUACUAUCAGACUUGGAACUGUCGUACAUUAUUUCACAGAAAGCUAGCUUACAAAUCUUUCUUCUGAAUUUUUGAUUUAAAAGAACAAAUCAAUCACUUUCGUGAAUAGCUGCUUGAAAAGUUCAAAACUUUCUUAUCUCCUUUUCAGGUCUUUCAUCCUAUUCUUACGGUCAAUUUACUGAAACUUCCACUCAAAAUUUUUAUCAAAGUAACUCCUGCUUAAAUUUGAAAAGUUCAACGAUCGCUAACAUGGGAGUCUUCAAUCCAAUCCUCUGAAAAGAUUUUUCUAUUAAUAUUUUAAAGCCUUCCGAGAAUUCUUGAGCUUUAAUUCUUAAACCUUCAUUAGUGAUACGAUUUCAGAGAAAGUCUAGCCUUUCUUAAAAAAUUAAACUAACUUUAGCUGAUAUGAAUUAGUUCGGCUCCAAUAUGGCUCCGUAUCUGAUGAGAGCGGGAGCUCAAAUCUUGAAUGAUCUACUUCGAAGAAAAAUAGUAGACUUUCUAAGCUUCACGUAUAAUUAAGAAAGGUUGAAUCCAGUUUGUGUGCCUCAGCCAGACACACAUCAGUUUUCGCUACAUCUAAUCAUUAAAAAAGGAGUUUCGAGAAACUUUUUAUGAAAGAAAAAGCUAAAACUAAAAACAAAAAUUUUUUUCAGUUGUAGAAUCAGAAAAUAUGAAAGAGUUCAGCUUACGUAAAAUAAAAGAGACCUAAUACUUUCUUCUUUUUAGCAAGAUUGCUUUUCAGGAUCCUGUCGAAUGUCUAUGCUGCAAUCUUUGAACGACGUUUUUGCUAUUCAAAAGCCCGGCGACGAAAGCGAAGAAAAAUUUGUACUUGAAGAACGCAACGUGUUGGCCAGUGCUGUGAAAAACGCGGAAAAAAGGCGUCGUGGAGGCGAAACCGAAGAGUCAAUACAUUCCCAAGAAUGUCUGGCUAAACAGCCGGAAGAAACCAAGAUCAAAAAAGCAGUGGUUUGAGAAAGUUUCAGAAAAAUAAGUAGUUAGAAUAUAGGUUCGCCACCGAGUGAAGAGGAAAGACGUCGACCGAAAGGAUUUAGCUGAAGACGCAGAGCUGGGCGUUGGAGAAGUCGUUCCGAUGAUCGUCGAAGGAGCUCUACCUCCUCCUGCUCCUUUUGUUCCGCCAAGUGUCUUCGAGUCUGUCGAAGGAGAGAAAUUGCGGUCUUUCGAAGCAAAAGAGAAACUGCUGCAAUCGCUCAAAGAAAAACUAAGGGUAGAAAGUACGGAUUGAGAAGAAAUUUAUGUUUUUUUUUUCAAAGUUCUCCAGAUAAAGUUUUAGUACAUUUUUUCACAUUUCACAGUUGAAAAUCGUGUGACGUCAUGUUUGUACGAAUCCAAUUCUUCGGAUCACAUAUCCAGACCAGAAUAGGGCGGAGCUGCGCCGGUAUGCAAACGAAGACUCCUCUUGGCUCUUCCUCACUUCUUCUGCGGUCCACCAGAAGUCGUUCAAAUGAGACGGACGGCUUACUCAGUUAUAAUAUUCUACUUGCUGCCGCUUUUUUUUCAAGUUCAUGCUUGUCCAGACGGAGAAAUGGCAGUAUUUUUUGUCAACGGACGCGCCAGAAUCCCUCAAUCUUCAGGAGCCUGUUUCAAACAUUGCGCUAUUUCCAAUUGUACAGGUUUUUUCGAUUUGAAAGAAUUUUAGGACAAAUUAAGUAAUCUGUGAACUUUGUUGCUCUAGAUUCAGCGGACUGCGGGUCGUAUUUUUAAAGAGUUUGCUCGAUUUUUUUUUAAAGAGUUUGUUCGGUUUCAGAGCUGAAGACUUUCAUGAGCAGGCUGUGUACAUUAUAAAAAAAAUUCAAUUUUUCGUCAAAAAAUGAUAAAAUUUAUGAAGAUGUAACUCAGAGAUCAAAAUUAAAUAAGAUGAAAUUUUGCAAAAGUGAAAGUCAGGAGCGCAGACGCUGCUCCAUGUGACAUGUUGGUCGGGAUUUUCAGUAGCAUUGAUUGUUUUUUCUUCUCAGACCCUGUCAAAGAAGAAUUUGUUUUUCCAGCAGCGGCUUUUUACGGAGAGUACUGCUUCGCGGUCGACAUGGAAAAUUAUUUCGGACAAAUCGACGAGGCAAAUCUCAUCAAACGCCACUGUGUCGCUAGUAAAAUAGCUUCUAAUCAAAGUUCUAAUUUUUUUUAAUAUUCAGACAUUUCACAGCCGCUUCUGGCUAAGGAGUUCGACGACAGGAUUCUGGUCGACUACACGCAGAAAGUGACGCGAGCCGCUGAUAAGCGGGAUUGUCUGACCCAGUGCCAGAAGGAGCAGGUCACCUCGCUUCGCUGCAUUCGGAAUGUCUUUUUGUAGGAGUUUCCUUGUCUUUCUACAAUGUUUUAUGAAGAAAGCGGCGAUUGUCUUCUCAACUCGGCCAACUCGAAGACAGGAGUCGUGAAAACUGACACAGGAGGGUUCAAAGUGUCUUUUGUCGAGUUUCAAGAACUGGACGGUUCGUUCCAUCUCAUAAGGAAACUCGCUUCAUUUUUGCCUCAUAGUGCUCUGAAAUUGAGAGUCUGACCUCAGAAGCUAGACUGUCAUGCGAGGUUGAGGAAUUCGUUUAUCACCGAACGAUUUUUUUGCUAAAUGUUUCAUUGCUUCCAAGCUUGGAGUAAAUAGACCUUUCGAAGUCUUUCUGGUCCGUGUUUCAUUUCUUCGAAGCCGUUUCAAGAUACCUUUUACUUGUGAUCUUGACUUCAAACCGUAAAGUUGCCGGAUUCACAGAGCAAAUAUGCAAAAAUGUUUACUUUGGGGUCAUCGGAAAUCACCUAUAAUGUCAUGCGCAUCUUAUCUAGGGCGUCGCAGCUACUGAAGCGUGAACUUGUAAAACCUGGCCUUUUCCUUUCACCGCGACAGUUGAAAAACACCAUUAACCCGGAUUUUAGCAAAUGAGACUUGCUCGAACGCCUUCCAACUGCUUUCAUCCGAUAAAGUAGAGGUUCGCGGGGAUACCAAACUGUUCAAUGGAUCCGGAGGCCUUGCCGAGGUGCUUUUUCUUACUUUACCUUUAAAAAAGUUAUUUUUCAAUUCCAUGAAGAAAUCAAUUUUUCUCAGUGCAUUGCUCGAUGCAAAAGAUGCGACUUCGUCAUCUACAACGAAAUCUUCAUGGAGUGCUUUCUGGUCGAGCAGGACGCAUCCGGACAGCUUCUCGAUUUCGUGAACGAUGAGUACAAGGUGAACUUCAUUUUUACGAAAGCUUUAUCAAUACAUGUGUUCUGAAAUGUCGAACACGUUACCUUUAAGUUGAGCAGUGAUGAAAAUGAUUAGAAUAUAGUUUCAUUUUUAAAAGCCGUUUUUUCCUCGGCAUGAAAAGAGGACUUCGUUAUUUGUUUCAGGUGCUAAGCAGUCUCUGCACGACAGUCGCCCCUCCAUGCACAGCACGUAACUCUCUGUAUGUUCUUCAUGGAUCAUCAGAAGAUUCGACGAAGAAGGCGUGCCUUGGCCAAUGUGUGGACGACAUCAGCUGUCGAUUCGCGCAUUUGGGACUGAAUGGAAAGUGCGAAAUUUCAUCCCGGAGGCUUCGGUCGGAACUCGUGGUCGAACGACACUGCAUUGGGUUUGACGACCUUCCCGAUGGUUUUUCUACCUCAAAAGAAAACAUCAAAUAAGACUCUUCUUUAAAGGCUCCGGAGUUUUGUUCGACGAAGUGGGCGCUUGCACAAAUUCGAUGGAUAACCUGGCGCGAAUGGAAGAAGUCGAACUUCAGGAGUGCAUGCAUUUGUGCGUCACUCAUCCGACCCGCAGGUUCGAUUCUUUUCCUCGUGACCUCACUCUGUUUCAGCUGCGAAUGGAUAGAAUAUUCGACAAAUCGACUGUGUAUCUUACACGACUCGUCUGUGAGAACUGGUGCGAUUUUGGUAUUUUCUUCUGAGAAGUUGUGUUCCUUCAGGAAAUUCAAGUUCAUGUACGGUUUACACGUUAAAUGUCAUCAAAUUCUCUAAUAAAAAGAGUCCAGGUCAGGAGAUUUUGUAAACCUUUAACGGGAAGUUCUUUUCAGAGAAAGCCCCCAAAAAGGCAAAGUUGUUCGCCGCAGAUACAAAGAAGAAAUUGAAAAUUGAGGAAGGUGAAUAGAAAUGUUCAGAGGACUCUCGCCAACGAGUAAUUUCCAGAAAAACUUCAAAACAUCAUCAAACAUGAAGGCGUCAUCGAUGAUUCCAAUGUGAAGAUAUCAACGAUUUGCAACAUGGGUGACGUCACAAUAAAAGUAGGUUGGCAGGUAUGAGGAUGAGGUUCAUUCUUUUGAAGGUGUCGGUUGAGACGGAAAGACCAGGAGAGCUUUUUGUCAGAAACUCCCGCUCCAACUGUUCUGCGGUCAUUGGAAGAAACGGGACGGCUGAGCUCAAAAUUCACCACAACGACACCAAUUGCCUCCUCAUGAAGGUAGAAAAACAUCAUCAAAGGCAUGAAUUCUUUUUUUUUUCAUUUUCAGGAGGGCUCGAUAAUGCAUACCGUAGUGGUGGUGAAGAAGAACGAGUUCAGCAACAGCUCGGUCAUCACUGCCGACGACAGAAUGUUCCAAAUUCGCUGCGAUUACUCAAAUCAUAGUUCUUCCGUCGCAGUCGCCAAAACCAUCGACUUGCGGUUUUCUCUCAUUUGAUUGAGGUUCAAUUGGAGUUUCAGACCUCCCGAGUUCAUGGAAAUGGCAAUGAAAGGCGCCGUACACAUCAGUCCCAUAAAAAUGGAGCUGCGAUCGAAGCGUGAAGCCUUUGAUGUGAGGCUUUUGUUGUUGCAAAUUCUAGUUUUCUAUCGGCAGGCCAAACCAGUCACGAUUGGCCAAUCACUGGAUUUAGUUUUCCGAGCUGAAGACUCACUGCUGGAAAACUUUUUUGUACAACGAUGUGUGGCUCUGAGUAGCGAUGAGAGAGAACAAAUUGUACUUGUCGACGAAGGGUAUGGCACAAAAUGAAAAAAAAACUAUGCCGAAAGAUUUUGAGAUGCGCUACGACUAACGCCAAAGAGUUCAUCCUACGCGGAGAGCUCCGACAGGACGCCAUGGGUUUCGUUCUGCCGUUUCGGGCGUUCCGCUUCAAAGAGGGCGAGGGUGUGAAGAUCACCUGCACUCUGGACAAAUGUCAGAAGUGCAAGCGGAAAAUCUGCUCGAAACAUCAGCAACGGACGCGGCGAUACAAGGAGUUCGAGGAAGGCGUUGGUUCGGCGGAAGAAGUUCAUGCCGAACUCCUCGUCCGAGUCCCAGAAGACGGUAAGUUUACUACUCGAAAGAAAAAUGAGGGGUAGUUUCAGACAACUAUUGCCUGACGUCUUCAUGUUUUGCUGUUGUCGCUGCAAUUGUCGCCGCUGUUAUUUCGGUCCAGCUUCUUUUAUUGUUUUACUUUUUUUAUAAUAGAAGAUCUCGUUAG
Caenorhabditis auriculariae is the source of this 13163-nucleotide messenger RNA. Lineage: Eukaryota; Metazoa; Nematoda; Chromadorea; Rhabditida; Rhabditidae. The record is from the annotation of a GenBank genome assembly.